UCUCUCUCUAGCCUCUGCUUCGCUGUUAACAAAUCCGAUUCCUCUGUCCCUUUGCCCCUCCUCGCUUACUCCUACCUUAUAACUCACCCUCCUCUCCUCCCUCUCUUCUCUAAUUUUGCAACUCAAAUCUCCCUCGCUCUCUCUCUUCUUCAGGGGAUUCUACCGUUCCUAAUUGCAACAAAAUGAACAAGAUGGUGGUUCAACACAACGCGCUUUCAGUUCAUGACGACAUGCUCAACGCCUCCGCCGUCGACCCUCAUCAACGACUGGUUUGCCCAAAACCCCGCCGUCUCGCUCCCAUCAACGUCCGCCCUUUUCAAUCAGAUGCUUUGGAGCUCCUCUUCUUAAAGGGCGGUUGUGGAUUGGACAGUUUUAAUAGUAGUGGUACAGAAUUAGCCUCGUCGCCGCCGUUUUUUUGUGGGUCGCCGCCGAGCAGAGUAGCUAACCCAUUAAUCCAAGACGAUCGAUUUGGGGAUGAGAAGCCGAAGGUGUUCCCCCUCUUCUCGCCAGCGCCUCCUUCUCCGUCGUCUCCUCCGCCAUCAACCGGUCGGACAGGCGGAUGUGUUCGGGUUAAUUUUGGAAACAACCCGGCGGUGAGAAUUGAGGGGUUUGAAUGCCGGCUCGAUAGGGAGAGGCGGAACCGCAGCGUCGCAGCUCUGGCUUAGAAACGCGAUCCAAGUGGAGCGGAGCCCGAUUGAACAAUGACGAUGACCAACAAACCACAAACAAAUGGAUUUUAUUUUUAUUUAUUUUAUUUUCCAAAUAUUUAAAAUUUAAAA
Molecule: messenger RNA, 779 nt
Organism: Cucurbita maxima (winter squash)
Lineage: Eukaryota; Viridiplantae; Streptophyta; Magnoliopsida; Cucurbitales; Cucurbitaceae
Exons: 3
Coding region: 183-665 (160 amino acids)
Source: RefSeq, a predicted model, not a curated record